Molecule: messenger RNA, 2820 nt
Organism: Pichia kudriavzevii
Lineage: Eukaryota; Fungi; Ascomycota; Pichiomycetes; Pichiales; Pichiaceae
Exons: 1
Coding region: 1-2820 (939 amino acids)
Biological process (GO): DNA replication; DNA strand elongation involved in DNA replication; mitotic DNA replication initiation
Cellular component (GO): nucleus; MCM complex
Molecular function (GO): single-stranded DNA binding; single-stranded DNA helicase activity; ATP binding
Source: RefSeq, a predicted model, not a curated record
AUGUCGUCUUCUCCGCCAGUGCCAUCGUCGCCCGAUGUGUCCAUGCACGACACAGCCGACACAAAUCAUGCUAGAGUGGGGCCUGCUUCAAGUCCUGCACAUGUUCCUUCAUCUCCACUUUUCUUACCACAGUCGUCAUCUCCUUCUCAUGACUCUACACAGGUCCCAACUCAGAGACCCCCACGCUCCUCGCAUCCAUCGUCUGAUAUCUUGAGAUCAAGUGAUCGUAAUUCAAGGCUAAGGUACCAUGGUCGUGGUGAUUUGGACUCCUCAGAUAUGUUUUCUUCCCCAAUGAGAAGGAGGUACUUCAACGAACCCUUACAAAGUGAUUCGUCAACUCAUGGCGGUGCAGGAAACGAUGGUCGUCACACGGGUAUGAGUGGCGGCUCCUCACAACUCGGUCUGUCUUCUGAUAAUCCAGAUAUUGUUCCUUCAUUUUCUUCGUCGUCAUCGGCCACCUAUGCAUCUGCCACCAAUAAUAACAAUGGUGCUGAUGAGGAUGACGAUGACGAUGAUAACGAUGAUGGGCGCCAAGUGAGGGUCAUCUGGGGUACCCAUGUGUCUAUCGAGACUGUCACUGAUAGGUUCAGGAACUUUUUAAUGACUUUCAAAAUGAAUGACCGGUAUGCAUACGAUGGUAAUGAUGAAGUUGUUGACCCGACAGGUGAUCGUCCCUAUUAUAUUGAUAAACUUAACCAAUUGAAGGAAACUGGAUCAACAAACUUAAAUUUGGAUGUUCAAAAUCUGAUGUCGUUGUCGUCAACUCGAACAAUGGCUACCCAUUUGGUUUUAUACCCACAGGAAGUUAUACCUAUUAUGGAUCAAGUCAUUAAAGAUUGUUUGAUUUCUAUUAUUUUGGAUGACCCAGAAUACACUGAGACCCCUGAGAAUGUCGAGUUAGUGCAGGAAAUUGAGUCUAAAUUUUAUAAAGUCAGACCUUUCAAUAUUGGGAAUAAAAAGGGCAUGAGAGAAUUGAAUCCUCAGGAUAUUGAUAAAUUAGUAUCCAUAAAAGGUUUAGUCAUUCGCUCAACACCAAUAUUACCAGACAUGAAAAAUGCGUUUUUCAAAUGUAAUGUCUGUGAUCAUACUAUUGUCGUUGAAAACGAUAGAGGUAUAAUUCAAGAACCUAGAAAAUGUCCUAGACAACAAUGUAACUCAUCAAACUCAAUGCAACUGAUCCACAAUAGAUCUAUCUUUGCCAAUAAGCAAAUCAUCAAAUUACAAGAAACUCCCGACAUCGUUCCCGAUGGUCAAACUCCUCAUUCUGUUUCUCUAUGUGUAUAUGAUGAGUUGGUGGAUUCUUGCAGAGCCGGUGACAGGGUUGAAGUUUGUGGUAUUUUCAAAUCAUCUCCCGUUCGUGUUAAUCCGAGAAUGAGAGUCGUUAAAAGUCUAUUCAAAACAUACCUUGAUGUUGUGCAUAUCAAAAAAAUUGAUAAGCACAGAAUUGGAAUCGAUGUGUCGACCAUUGAAAAUGAAUUACGUGAGCAAGAACAAAUUGAUGAAAUCAGAAUAUUGAGCAAUGAAGAAGUGGAUAAAAUCAAAUCUGUUUCACAGAGAUCAGAUGUCUAUGAGUUACUGGCUAGAUCUUUAGCACCUUCGAUUUUCGAAAUGGAUGAUGUCAAAAAGGGUCUACUUUUACAAUUAUUUGGUGGUACCAAUAAAACGUUUAAGAAAGGAUCUAAAACUAGAGGAGACAUCAAUAUUUUACUAUGUGGUGACCCUUCAACUUCCAAAUCUCAGAUUCUUCAAUAUGUCCAUAAGAUUGCGCCUAGAGGUAUCUAUACAUCAGGUAAAGGUUCCUCUGCUGUUGGUUUAACGGCUUAUGUUACCAGGGAUAUUGAAACCAAACAGUUAGUUUUAGAAUCAGGUGCACUCGUUCUAUCUGAUGGUGGUGUUUGUUGCAUUGAUGAGUUUGACAAAAUGAGUGACCAAACAAGAUCUGUCUUACACGAAGUCAUGGAACAACAAACGAUUUCUAUUGCAAAGGCGGGUAUCAUUACAACAUUGAAUGCUAGGACUUCGAUUCUAGCAUCCGCCAAUCCGAUUGAAUCUAGAUACAAUCCUAAUUUACCUGUUACCAAAAACAUAGAUUUGCCACCACCACUAUUGUCUCGUUUUGAUUUAGUGUUUCUGAUCUUGGAUAAAGUUGAUAAGAAGCUUGACGAGCAACUUGCCAAGCAUAUUGCCAACAUGUAUUUAGAGGAUCAUAUAUCAAGCGCUACAAAUGAAGAAAUUCUACCUGUUGAAUUUUUGACUGGCUAUAUCCAGUAUGCAAAGGAAAACAUCCAUCCAAACUUAACUGAGGAGGCUAGAGAUGAAUUGGUUUCCUCAUAUGUCAACAUGCGUCGAGCUGGUGAAGACUCCCGUAAUGGUGGUACCGAUAGAAGAAUCACUGCAACCACACGACAGCUUGAAUCUUUAAUCAGACUAUCCGAAGCACAUGCCAAGAUAUAUCUGAGAAAUGAAGUCUUGGUGGAAGAUGUCGUUGAGGCAGUUAGGCUGAUGAAAUCUGCAAUCAAAGACUAUGCUACAGAUCCUUUAACGGGUAGGAUCGACAUGGAUUUGAUUCAAACCGGUAUUUCGGUUGAAGAUAGAAGACGUAAGGAGGAACUGGACAAAGAAAUUUUGCAAGUUUUGGAGGCAGCAGGUGAAAUAGGAUGGCCGCAAUUGGCUGAAGAAGUUGAAAAAUUAAGGGAUGGUCGCAGGGUGGAAAACCUUGAACUAGGCGAGUCCGUGAGAAGGUUGGAAGGCGACGGAAAAGUCAUUCUCUUUGGCCAGGGCUCUAGUAGAAGGGUGGCCUUAAAUAGAGGAGCCGUUUGA